Molecule: messenger RNA, 315 nt
Organism: Parnassius mnemosyne (clouded apollo)
Lineage: Eukaryota; Metazoa; Arthropoda; Insecta; Lepidoptera; Papilionidae
Source: the annotation of a GenBank genome assembly
AUGGUGAACGUACCAAAACAGCGCAGAACAUACUGCAAAAAAUGCAAGUGCCACAAGAUUCACAAGGUGUCUCAGUACAAAAAGUCCAAAGAAAGGCACGCUGCGCAGGGUAGGAGGCGUUACGACCGUAAACAGCAGGGAUAUGGUGGACAAUCCAAACCCAUUUUCAAGAAAAAGGCCAAAACUACUAAGAAAAUCGUAUUGCGUUUGGAAUGUGCUGACUGUAAAGUAAGGUCUCAAGUAGCACUCAAGCGUUGUAAGCACUUUGAGCUGGGAGGAGAUAAGAAGAGGAAGGGACAAAUGAUCCAGUUCUAG